UUCUUCUUCCUCACUUUGGAAUGAAGCAAACUUCUGGAUGGGGCACCCAGCAAUAGACCCCUGGCCUUUGGGCUUGCAGAGGGCCGGCCCUUGAAGCCGGGGUCCCCAUUCCGCCCUCCCUCCCCCAGAAAAGGGAAAAAGGCGGUUUUCCCCAACCUGCUCCCCUCCCCGGCCGCCACCGACGUCGGAGUGCAAAACAAGGCGAAGUAACAAGCAAGGGAGUGAUGCAGGUGCGGGGGAAGGCGAGCGAGGAAUCCGGAGCCCCCGCGGCGUUCUAACCGCAAGGUCCUUGCGCUGCAUUUGGCCAGUCGCUGUCUCUCUCUAACCUAGGAUGAGUAACUGCAGCAGUCGCGCCUUGACCCUGCUGUCUAGUGUUUUUGGAGCGUGCGGGCUGCUUCUGGUGGGCAUUGCUGUCAGUACUGACUAUUGGCUAUUCAUGGAGGAAGGGAUUGUAUUUCCGCAAAACCAGACCACGGAAAUAGUCAUGGCACUCCAUGCUGGCCUCUGGAGGGUUUGCUUCUUUGCAGGUCAGAAAAAAGGCAGCUGUGUGGCUUCUGAAUACUUCCUGGAGCCGAGGCCUGACCCUGAUCCUGAAGGGCCCCUUGUUACGGAGAACACGGAAAAUAUCCUCAAGACCAUUCGCACAGCCACCCCCUUUCCCAUGGUCAGCCUCUUCCUCGUCUUCACAGCCUUUGUCAUUAGCAAUAUUGGACAUAUCCGCCCACAAAGAACCAUCCUGGCUUUCGUUUCAGGCAUCUUCUUCAUCCUCUCUGGGCUGUCCCUGGUGGUGGGCCUGGUCCUGUACAUCUCCAGCAUCAAUGACGAAGUGAUGAACCGUCCCAGUGGCUCGGAGCAGUAUUUCCAGUAUCGCUAUGGAUGGUCCUUCGCAUUUGCUGCCUCCUCUUUCUUACUCAAAGAGGGUGCCGGUGUGAUGUCUGUCUACCUCUUCACCAAACGUUAUGCCGAAGAGGAAAUGUAUCGCCCACACCCGGCCUUCUACCGUCCGCGCCUGAGCGACUGUUCUGACUACUCGGGUCAGUUCUUGCACCCUGAAGUGUGGCACCGUGGACGCAGUCCCUCUGACAUCUCCAGUGAUGUUUCCAUCCAGAUGACUCAGAACUACCCACCAGCCAUCAAGUAUCCUGAACAUAUGCACAUAUCAACAUCACCUUGCUAGACCUGCCAUAGAACAUGGUGGACAAGGAGCCUGGCCUUUGCUUGUAGACUAUGUUCUCCAAUCUCUCCAGCUCCCCCUGAGGCUGCCCUACUAAUGGGGACCUCUUUCCUCCUUUGAAGACCUUCUACAACCUGCUUUGCUAUAAAUGCCAUCUCUGUCUGUCUCUCUUUCUCUCUGUCUCUCUCUCUCUCUCUUUCCCUUUUUCCCAUUUCCUCCUUCUCCAGCUAGUGGGAGUCUUCCAAGCCACCUAUGGAAUUGCUGAUGCUCCUGUUGGAAAACUGUUUUCAGUUCUGGCUUCUUCCAGGAAGCUGCAGCAUCCAACGGAAAAUUCUUCCUCACCCUUUUCUACCUUCCUGACCCUCCACAGACCAGUGGAAGAAGCGGCACGAAGGAACAUGUUUUCCACUUCUGGGGAUGCGGCCUCAAAUGUUUUCUCCUUUCACUCAGUUGGAAUCGCUACCAAGAAACAGCUCACCAAGCAUGCUUCCCUCAAUGUUCUCCCCCAAGAUUUGACAAAAAUUGGGUUGCGAAACCAUCUCUACUUUUUUCAGAUCUCGAGAGGAAGAACUACCAACUGCUGUUUUUUUUAAUCAAUUCCUGAUCGGAGAGGUUCAGUGUCCCCACCUUAUCAAACAGCACAUAACGGCUUUACUGUUAUUGGCACCGUAUUUAGUUUUCUGACAGGAAAUGGCAUCUUAUUUUAUUUUCCUCCAUAUCCAAAAAGCCUAAUUUCUCCAGCUUUAUGCACCUGCAAACAGUAAUCUUUCCACGUGUUUUAGAUAUAUAUAUAUAUAGGGAUACCAUAUUAGUUUGUCUUAGAAUGGCCUGGUCCAAGGAAACAUCUUGCUGGGGUUUUUUCCACUGCAAGUAGUCCUCAACUUAUGACUGCAACUGAGACCAGAAUUUCCUUGCUAAGCAAGUGGUUGUUAAGUGACUCAGCCUGAUUUUAUGACUUUUUUUGCCAUGGUUGUUAAAUGAAUCACUGCAGUUGUUUAGCGACUCACCCAGUCCUUAAGUGAUUUGGUCUUUCCCUAUGAACUUUGCUUCUAGGAAGCUGGCUGGGAAGGUCACAAAAUGGUGGCCACAUGACCCCCAGGGAUGCUGCAACGGUGGAAAAGAGAUGUCGGUUGCCAAGCACCUGAAUUUUGAUCAUGUGACCAUGCCACAAAAGUUGUAAGAGUAAGGACUGGCUGUAAGUCACUUUUUCCAGUGCUUGUAACUUCAAACAGUGGCUAAACAAAGGGUUGCAAGUCGAGGAUUAACUGUAUUCUGGAAUGAAACAAGCUCUGAGGUUGUUGCUAGAUGGAUCUAGCUCUGGGAAAAAAACAGUUUCCCUAAGUUUUUUCCCAAUACUUUUUCAUCUACAAAUGAAUUGUAGUUGGAAGCUACAUACCUCCCACCUCUGUAGUUUUCUGUAUCUUAAAUUCAGUUCUUGCUCCUUCAUUCUCAUCUUCUAGAUGGGGGUGUCCAACCUUGACAACUUUAAGACCUGUGGACUUCAACUCCCAGAAUUCUGGGAGUUAUCCAUGAAUUUUAAAGUUGCAAAGGUUGGACAUCCCUGUCUAGAUUCUAACAACCAAUGACUAGGCCACUUUUUUAUACAGUCAACCAACCCAAGUUUUUGAUAUUGCUUCCAAGCCUAUUCCUGAAACCUUUGAAAUAAUGGGGCAUCAUCCUGACAGGCUAAUAGAUGGAUCCUAUCAGGAGUAUUUUUCCUGCAAUCUCUGUUCUAGCUAACAUCUAAAACUGCUCCAAAGCUUUGCAUACCAUUUGCCUUUUUGUUGACUCAACUUCCUGGCUGUUUCUCCAUUUUCUUCAGUAUUAACGCAGAACCGACUCUACAGGUUGUUCUUCAAGAGACCUUUUUGAAGGCAUUUUCAUUCGGACCCCCCAUCAAUAAGAACAUCUAAUAUAUCAUUACAAAGGGGUGAGGAACUAACAGUGUCUUCCAGCCAUCAAUGCCUCAAAUGCCACCUCCAUUUUAAGCGUCCUGGCCUUGUGGGCCACAGAUCGAAGUUUCUUAUAACGCAAGACUCUCUUCAGCAAGGUGAAAACCACAUUAAAAAAAAAAAAGAAUCACAAACAGAAAACCCACACCCACAGAGAAAGAAUUUAGUAAUUUCUCCUUUUUAUUUCAGGCAUCAUUCAUUUUUGGUUUGCCCAAUUUAUCUGUGCCAUGGCUGCUGCUUUACUGCCUUCUCCGUUUUAGUUUCUUCUUAAAAUUAUUUAUAUUUUUGGGGUGUCUGCUCCUUCGCUCUUAAUUUUAAAUUAACCCCAUUUUCAUCUUCCUUCCUUUUAAUUGUCUUCAACUUUCAAUUCCUUACAGAUUGUAUUGCUGGCGCAGACAUCUAUAAGCAUUCCAGAGGCUCAUGUUUUCCUUUGUCUGAUCUAAUUUAUUUUUUGUAAUAUUCCAUUGUUUUAAUAUAUAUCCAUUAUCAUUUUAAACACACACACACACACACACACACACACACACACACCUCUUUCCCUGUUCCUCUUUUCUCUCUUCAGUUACUCCUUUCUAGCUCCUGUCUGUGGACUGUUGAGCCAAGAAGAACCAAGUAUUGAAAAGUGCAGUGAAAUUUGGAAGAAAAUACUAUGAUAAGCAAGCUUGCCAUUAGAAUUGCUGGAUAAAAAAGGGAGGGAAAGAAAAAUAGAGUGCAUUUGGUGGAAAAGUGAAGGCAAAACGAGUAAGAGAAAAAGAUGUGAGGAAUCUUGGUAGGUGUAAGAGGGGCUAUUUUUAUGGAAAUACAAAAUGCUUUUGAUGCUAAUGAAAUACAGGUAGUCCUCGAAUUAUAACCACACGGAGGCCAAAACUUCCGAUGCCAAGCAAGACAGUUGUUAAGUUUUCCCCAUUUUACAACCUUCCUUGCCAUAGUUGUUAAGUGAAUCACUGCAGUUGUUAAGUUGGUGCCAUGGUUGUUAAGUGAAUCUAGCUUCCCCCAGUGACUUUGCUUGAAUUCUGAUCACAGAAUUGCAGUGGUCGCAACUGUGAAAAAUGGUCAUAAGUCACUUUUCUUCAAUGUCGUAACUUUGAACGGUCACUAAAAAGAAUGGUUGUAAGUCGAGGACUACCUGUCCUUCAUCUCCACCUCAUGCGUCCAUCUUGUGUAGGCCAAUAGGAUGCCAUUUUUCCUUAGUGAUUUUUUUUGUUUCUCCAGCCUAUUUUCCUGUCCCACAGUACAAGCAAGGGGGGGGGGCGGGAAUUGUUCCAUUUUCUUUACAAGGAAUGAGAAAGGAACAUGGUCUUAUUGGAUUAAGUGGCUCAUCCAUACCUAUUUUGCAAAAGAAAUUCCCAAAUACAGAAGUUUUCCCCUUUAUUUGCAAUGCAGCCUCCUUGGGAGAAGCAAAGGCCAUCCUGCUCCUUUUUACCCAGUAUGAAGCGAUGGCAAUCACCUGCAUUAGAAGGCUAUUGAGCAAACCAACGGGCCAUGUGUGCAGACACCGUAGAAGUAGGAAGAACUGGCAAAUCAUAAGGAUUGGUGAAGGAUAAAGAACAUCAGAUUCCUCUGAAUGGAUUUCAAAAAGGAGAGGAAGGAAAAAAAAUGCUGCAGAUUCAGAUUUGGCACACAAACAGCCUUCUGAAUCUCUCUCCCCCCCCCCCCCAGGCAUGUCUCAUCCUGCUGCUGUGUCAGCAUCAACUGCAGCUCAUUUCACCUUCAGGUAGUGUGUUGGAGAUCACAAUCCAGCACAAGAUCUAUUUCGUGCACUUGCUUUUUCCUUGUCCUCUCUCAAGGGCAUCUCUGCAGGUCUUCUUAUUUGCCAUUUCCUUCUUCAUCCCAGCCUCGUAGCUUAUUCAAAGGAAAGAAGGAGUUGCUAAACUUGCUCUGUUGCAAUAUAUAAAAAGAACGAUUUCCUCUCAUGCUUCCCACAACAAUUCUGACAAGUAGGCUGGGCAGAGAGACGGUGAUCGACCCAAAGUCAACCAUUGAAUUUCCAUGGCUGUAUAUAGUGACACUAUAAUACAUUCUAAUCUUGGGUUGGGGUUGGGUGGGGGAACGGGACUGGAAUAUGAAUUAUGGAAACAUCUGCCCUCUAGGAGGCGCUGUGAAUGAAUGGGAACUCUACAAAUUACUCUUUGCCCUGAAUUAAGUUUCCAGUCCUUUUGAUCUCAUAGCUCUAAGAAAACAUUACUGUGAUAGAUAUAUAGUAAUAUUGAUUUCUGCUUGCUAUUUAAAGGCUGCUUUUUUUCAGAAGAAGGACCGUGGCAUAGAUAAGAGGAGCAAACCACUGUAAACUUUGCAUGGCAGAGUCUGAAGGUUUUUGGGUAUGUUCUCCAGAUUUUGUGUGGCUACGGUCAGGAUCACUUCUCCUAAGCAGACCCAUUCUGUUUUUAUUUGUCUUGAACAUUCUCCUUAAGCCAGUCCAUACAACCCCCAUGAGUGCAAAAUAUUCUUUCACAACUGAGAAUAAAUCUAUAUUGUUCUAGAGGUUCACAAGAGGCAUUCAGGUGGGAUCAUCUCUUGAUUGGUAAGCAGGAAUAAUGAAAGGGAAGACAAGACCAUAGAUUUUCCAAAUUUUUGUUCAUCACCUGGAAAACUCUUCAUCCUGGGCCAGUGGUUUUCCUUUUGGAACACAACAUCUGGCCUUGGUGAAGCUGUGAUUGGACAACUAGGAAAAUCCUGAUCAUAGCCAAACAUUCAUAGAAACUGUAAAGUAGGAGUCCCCAGCCCCUGGGCUUCAGCCCCAACCCCUGGGCCAUGCAAGUGGUGAGUGAGUGUGUGUGUCUGUGCAUGCAGCUCUAUUUGCAUGAGUGAUGGCUGCUUGCAUUCGUGCACAACUCCAUUUGCAUGAGUAGUAGCUGCAUGCACCCACUGCUCAUGCAAAUGGAGUUGUGUGCACUCAUGCGAGUGCCUGCUGCUUGCACAGAACUGUCCCCUCUCUCCCCCCGCCAAGCCUGAAAGGUUGGGGACCGCGGCCAUAGGGAAUCUGUAGAUGUAAGAACUUUCCAGCAGACAUGUUAGCAAGUAAUCAAACACCGAGUAACAUUGCUGUGGGAUUAAAGUGGUUUUACCAUUCAGUCCUAUGCAUAUUUACUCAGACAUUACUCAGCUACAGAAAGCUAAAAAGAAUUUCUUGUUCUUAAGUAGGGCUUAAGUGAAUUUAGUCACAGAUAUCUAAAGCCCCAGCCAGUGAACCUGCUGGAAUCCUAUGACAGCAUAUUCAAUCAUGCUUUUUUAGAAAACAACUCUUCUAAAUAAAUAAGCAUAUAUUCUUUAUUUUAUAUGUUUUUAAUGGAUGUCUAUGAAAAUAUUCAUUGAUGUCAUAUUUAUUUAGGAUUGCAGUCUCGUUUAUGAUAAGGAAAUUUUUAGGAAAAAGGUUUAUUGCUUGUAUCUCCUUGAAAAUUAUUAAAGACUCAGAAUAUUCAAAUUAAAAAAAAGGCAAUGUUUAUAUCACCAGACCAAUUCCAAAAUACACGUAACAGCCAUAAGCUCACAGAAUGACAGACGAGAGCUUUGAAUGCAGGAAUUGUGUUUUUAUAGGGAAAAAUAUAUCAUAUUCUGAUUGUUUACACAGAAAUAAAUCCCACUAAAGUGGGCAGCUGUGUCGUGUAGUAAUCAGGUGUGUAGAAUCUCGCAGCUUUGUAUACGCUUGCUAACACAUGGAAGAUUAAGGAAUACAGGCUGUGAAUGAAAAUUCACACCCACAAGCAAGUGCAAAGAUGCUGUGAAAAAUAAAAAGAGUGCCCACUGGUUUCUUCCCACGUUUUUCUAACUGGUCGUUUGUGGGAAGGUCAUCCUUUUGUGUCCCGUGGCUGAUGGGCAAGAGGUACGCUUCCAGCUGAUUCCUGCCUCUGAAAUACAGCAACAAAAUUGACAAAUCAACAUUGCAAUCUUGGCUGUCAGGAAUCCCUUUGAGAGAUGGGUCCAAGCACAUUCAAUUAAAGCAGUGGUUUAUUUUCUCAGGCUUCUGUCCCAUUCCACACACACAUCCCAAACCACCCAAAACCAGGAGCCCUUCAUAGCAUCGUUUCCAAUUAAUGUGUUGCAUUAAAAGGCAUAUGUUUUCGGGAGCUUCUGAUCAGCGACUAAGCAUGGCUCUUCUCCUACAGGGUUGGCACAAAAUUCAGGGAUUGCUGAGACAGCUUAAAGGAGGGAGGCUUUGGAAAGAGAAAGCUUUUAGCAGCUCUGGAUGUAAGGCACUGAAAAAUAAGGAAGGUGGGAAAUCAGAAGGAACAGUAGGAAGGAGACGGGUCAUUAAGCAAAGUGACUGCAAUAUAAGUCUUGCCUGCAAGUCCUUUGCAUUGUGUAUUCUGACUCAGGAAUAAACCUUUGGGUUAUUCAGGGUUCAGACAGCAUGACCAGACAACUGCAUCUGUUGUAUUUGCUGAUUCACCUCUGAAUGAGGGGUGGAGAGACGUUGUCCAUUGGUUAUGUGUGGCCUUGGAUCAUUGCUUCAGGGGUUCAGCACCCUAGCAGCCAUCAAGGGGUGCUUAAGGCUGGGUUUACAGGAGACAGGUACAAACUAGCCAUCCAGAUUUCAGCUGAGUGUAUUGUUAAGCUACUGUAUCUGAGCUGAACACUAGAUGGCAUCCAAGAGAUAGUAUUUAUCUCUUUGCUGCUGCAUCUAGAGGUCAUCUAGGGUUUUGCAAUCUAGAUAAGGCAGCAUAUGACUGUGUGAUCCUGUUUUUGUGGCUAGUUUAAAUUUCAGCCUUUUAUGUGAACCCAGAAAUUAGAACAUGUCUAUGUACCGUGGCAGCACAAUCCCAAGUAUAUGCAGAUCAAGAAAGGACAAUUACUCCUCUUCACCUAUCCAUGUUUUUCCUUGUGCGAGCUUUCUAGAGCAUGCAGAGGAAAGGGAAAACUUCAAAUAAAUAUGGCAGUCUGAUUUCUGAGAUGCUCCCCAGGAAAACACCUGGGGAGAACUUCUGAAUGUAACUUUUAAAGGUGCAAGUGUCUUUUCAGAACCUCAAUUUUCUAACUCUGCAUUCAUGAUUUCCUGCAGAAAAGAGCUGAAAGCAGCAAGAGGAAAGCUUUUAUUUUUAUUGUGCUUGGAAAGAGCAGGGCUCAUGUGCCUUUUUAGAUGAAAUCGAAUAAUUGAGUCUUUCAUCAAUCCUACAUCUCAUGGCUGGGAAAUAUGCACCUGUUCAGCUUCCAUCCAAUCUAGAACUGCUAAGACACAAAAAUUCUGCAAGAGGAAUAAAGAUGAUGCCUUUGGCUCGUGGAUUUUGACACAGAGAGAAAAAAAACGUAUUUGUCAAGACUUGGGUUCCACAUGCAUGGAGCUAAAUAUUUUACACAAUAAGACUUUCAAGGGCUAAAAGCCAUCUUGUACAUUUACACAGAUAAAAGAGAAGAGGACUUGGGGAUGUCAGCACUGAGAUUAGAAGGAUGGCUUGGGAAAAAAUGUAUAUGAUCAAGCCAUAUACUUCCCUAAAGUAAAAUAUUGCUAUUCGUAGCAAUUUGAUCACAUUAAGGAAGAAACAGAAAUAUUCUGCUUUGUGCAACACACACACACACAUCUUGAUACCAGCCCAGCAUUUUAUUCUCUAUUAAUAGUAAAGUUAAACAGAAUGAAAGUUCAAAUUUAAAUCAAGUAGAGAGCUGCUAUUGUGGGGGAAAAAAUGGAAUCUGCAACAAAUGAGGCAGAGCCACAGUGCUGGUUUUGAGAGACACUAAUGUUAUUUUCUUAGUCUGCAUCCUAGAUUUUUGGUUGAAUGGGGUAGGGGACAAGGGGAUCCUAAGGGGAGGGGUUUAAUGAACAAAAGAACCUGGGUUUUUUAAAAACAAUUACAAGGAAAUUGUUAUUAAUUACUAUGGUUAUUAUUAAUACAGUGUCCCAACCCCAUCUCCCUCCUUGCAAUGAGGAGGGAUUGGGACAACAAAAUAUUAUUUACUCUGUAUUAUACUGUAAAUACAACUUCAAUAAACUUUAUUUCAAACAAAACAAGUUGGCAUCGUUAUGGCUACGGAAUUCCCUGCUUGGUGGGAUCCUAACAAAUUCCAGAGUGGAUAAGGCUACAAAAAUCUACCCAAUGGAUAGGAAUUUCUUUUAGCCCCAGGGCUGUAAGUAUGGAUCAUAGAGAGCCAGUUUGAUUUAGUGAUUAAGGUACAGGCCUAAAAAACCAAGAAACGGGGGUUCUAGUUCCACCCAUGAAAGCUGGCUGGGUGCCUUUGGGCCAGUCACUCACUCUCAGACCAACCCAUAGGGCUGGAAGGAGGAAGGAGUUAUGUUUGCUGCUUUAAGUUAUGUAUAUGAAUAAAUGAAAGAAAAAAAAAAUAAAAGAAAGAAAAAAGAGAAAGAAAGAAGUAGGCUAUAAAUAAUAAUAAAAAAUAAGAGGUACCUUCUUUCAUUGGUCCACUUAUUCCAGGGCAGAACCAGCAGAAUUUUGAUUCUCUGUGGAGAAAAUUUACAGAAGGCAGGAAAAGUGUUUCCCAAAAUUGGAAUGAGAAAGGAUUACUGUUAUCAGAAAAGGGAGAGUGGGAUCUGGGUCAGUUGCGUGGGUUGGGGGACAGGGACCUUUGGGCUCUUGUCUAGGGGGACCCUUUCUCCGCAGAGCUCAGGGGAGCAGAAAUCCAGAGAGGCUGGAGGUCCAUCAACUUUCUCAUUCAACGUAAGGGAGCAUCAAGAACCACUCAGCCUCCUAGCAAAUAUAGAAGGGGUUAAUGGUCACCAUGGCAAUGAGCUGGGAAUGUGGUACCUUGGAUGCAC
Crotalus tigris (Tiger rattlesnake) is the source of this 9829-nucleotide messenger RNA. It is a transcript of the gene CACNG7, whose product is annotated as calcium voltage-gated channel auxiliary subunit gamma 7. The transcript is spliced from 6 exons. Gene Ontology annotation, biological process: regulation of AMPA receptor activity; positive regulation of synaptic transmission, glutamatergic; transmission of nerve impulse. The record is from RefSeq and is a predicted model, not a curated record. NCBI's taxonomy places the organism in Eukaryota, Metazoa, Chordata, Lepidosauria, Squamata, Viperidae. Gene Ontology annotation, cellular component: postsynaptic density membrane; AMPA glutamate receptor complex. Bases 332 to 1177 code for a protein of 281 amino acids. Gene Ontology annotation, molecular function: channel regulator activity; voltage-gated calcium channel activity.